GCUAUCACUAUGGCAACACCAAUCGAGUGAAAGUCGAACUGCGCGCAACGUCAACACUAAUCCCUUGACCCGACGGUCCGUCAUCUCUUCUCAUGAGUGCAAUUAAAAGCGAAAAUAAUAUAAUAAUCGCAUAAUUAUUAUUAUUAUGGCCGAUGUGUUAAGUUCUGCUGGCUCAAACGAAGUCAUCGACAUGGACAUUGAGGAAAUUAUACCGAAAAACCCCGAAACUCUGGCAGAGGCCAAAAAAGAAACUGGAAAUGAACUAUACAAAGUGAAAAAUUAUCGUGGAGCCCUGCCCUUGUAUACAGAAGCCAUCGCCCUUUGCCCAGAUGUCCCAUCUUACUAUGGAAACAGAGCCGCCUGCUACAUUAUGCUUUCGCAAUACAAAAACGCUUUGGAAGACGCAAGAAAAGCCGUUUUGCUCGACCCAAAUUUUGUUAAAGGAUAUAUUCGCAUUGCUAAAUGUUGCGUCUCAUUAGGAGAUUUGGCAGGACUCGACCAAGCAAUCACAAAAGUGAAGGAACUUGAACCGAACUCGACGGCCCUUUCGCAGGAGGAAAACACGUUGACGGCCCUGCGACAACAGGAGGAGGAGUAUGAAAAGACUUUCAGCAAAGGAGACUUUAGGAGUGCACUUUAUUAUGUGGAUAGGGCACUCGAUUACACACCUACAUGUCACAGGUACAAAAUCCGAAAAGCUGAAUGCCUCGCCCUCCUCGGCCGCUACCAAGAGUCCCAAGAAAUCGCAAACGACAUCCUCAUGUUCGACAAAUCCAACGCCGAUGCCAUCUUCGUGCGCGGAAUGUGUUUAUACUACCAGGACAACAUCGAUCACGCCUUCAAACACUUUCAACACGUUUUAAAACUGGCACCAGACCACGCCAAGGCCAUGGAUAUUUAUAAAAAGGCUCGUUUGCUAAAACAGAAAAAACAGGACGGCAACGACGCCUUCAAAGCUGGUAAACUACAAGACGCCUACACUCUGUACACCGAGGCUUUGGAGAUCGAUCCCCAAAACAUCGCCUUAAAUUCGAAGUUGUACUUCAACAGGGCCACGGUGUUAUCUAGGCAGAAUAAAAUUGCAGAGGCCAUCGUCGAUUGUACCUCAGCCCUUAAAUUGGAUGAAAAUUAUCUAAAAGCUCUGUUGAGAAGGGCCAAAUGUUACGGCGACUUGGGCGAUUGGGAGGAGGCCGUCAAGGAUUAUGAAAAGGCGCACAAAAUGGAUAAAUCUAGGGAAAACAGACGGUUGCUCCAAGAUGCUAAACUGGCAUUGAAGAAGAGCAAACGAAAAGACUAUUAUAAGAUAUUGGGCAUCGAGAAAAAUGCGACGGAUGAUGAGAUUAAGAAAGCUUACAGAAAACGAGCCCUAGUCCACCACCCCGACCGGCACGCGAGCGCCUCCGACGCCGAGCGCAAGGAGCAGGAGAAAAAGUUCAAGGAAGUAGGAGAGGCCUACAGCAUAUUGACGGACCCCAAAAAGAGGGUCAGGUACGACAAUGUUCUCAAAAAUGGUUUGCCAAAUUGGAAGUCUGCCAUGUAUUAUUACAGGAGAGUACGUAAAAUGGGACUUCUGGAAAUGGUUGUGAUUUUAUUUGUUUUAAUAACAGUCGGACAAUACAUUGUAGCCUGGGCAGCGUUUGCCGAAAAGAAACAUAGUGCAGAAAAGUUAAUGAUGUCCCGUCUCAAGAAGACUCAAAAAAAGAUGAAUAAGUCGGAUAAUGUGAAUAUGUUUGAUGAUAUUCCCAAGCCAAGUGUCUUCGAUACAUUGCCAUUCCAAAUUGUGAAAUUGAUUUGGAAUUUACCUAGUAUAAUAAAAAAUAUUAAAUAUGAAUUAGAUGAGAGGAAGAGGCUGAAAGAAGAGGAAAUUUUAAGAGAGCAGCAAGAGCAAGAAGAAUUAGAAAGAGCUCGUGAGCAAUACGAGAGACAAAAAGAAAGCCGAGCAGCAACAAGGAGAAAGCGGCAGCAGCAAUUCAAGCCACCAGAGAUGAGCGAUGAAGACUAUCAAAAAUUGCAGCAACAAAACAACGAUACGAGCAGCAAAAAUAGAAACAAACCAAUGAUGAGACCUAUUAUAUCAGGCGGUCUCUGGACAGACGAUGAUUUAGCCGAAUUGAUAAGGCUUGUUAAAAAGUAUCCUGGGGGCACCCCUGAGCGAUGGGAGAGGAUAGCCGAAGCCAUGAAUAGACCAGUACCUGAAGUGACACACAUGGCAGCUAAAAUGAAAGAAAACUUCUACCGUGUCGGAAAUCAAGAAGAGACUCCGCAAACAACAGUCGAUAUAUUGCCUGAGGUUCCCAAAAAGGUGAAAACAAAAGGAGGGAAAUUAGGUGAAGCUUUAACAGAAAAUGUGAGCAAUGUCGAGAACAGUUGGAGCCAGGAACAGCAGAAGGCUUUAGAGAGCGCUUUGACAAAGUAUCCUAAAAAUUCAACGCAGGAUAGGUGGGAGAAGAUUGCCAAAUGUGUUCAAGUAAAAAAUAAGGAGGAGUGCAUCCUGCGGUACAAGUACUUGGUGGAAUUGGUAAAGAAACAAAAUCAACCAAAAGAGGAAGAAAAUCAAGAGUCUGUGCAAGAAGCCAAUAAAAUAGAAUCAACUGAUACAUGA
Ctenocephalides felis (cat flea) is the source of this 2602-nucleotide messenger RNA. RefSeq names its product dnaJ homolog subfamily C member 7-like. The record is from RefSeq and is a predicted model, not a curated record. Gene Ontology annotation, molecular function: protein binding. Lineage: Eukaryota; Metazoa; Arthropoda; Insecta; Siphonaptera; Pulicidae. The transcript is spliced from 12 exons. The coding region runs from base 146 to 2602 and encodes 818 amino acids.